CUGCCCCCCUCGCCGCCCGCCGCCGUCGCCGCCUCCUAUGCCCUUCCGCCCCUCCCUACCUUGCCGCUGUCCCUUUGACCGCAAGCUCACGUCCUUCCUGUCGGCGGUCGCCUCCCUCGCCGACUCCCGCUCCCGCUCGCCCUUCCCCCCUGCCGGCGCUGUGCCUGCAACUCUCACUCCCACUGCCUACAACGCCCUUAUGUCCGCCUACUCCCGCGCCGGCCGCCACGACGAGGUUCUUCGUCUCUUCUUCUCCCUUCCUUUCGCGCCUACUGCGCCACUCUUCACCACCCUGAUUUCCUCUCUCGCCGCCUCCGGCAGCAAAAGCGCCGCAUUGGACGCCUUCUCCCUCCUUGCUUCCGGCAUCGGACCCACCACCUCCGCCUUCACCGCGCUGCUUAAGUCCAUCGACGCUGCCUCUUCCGAGUCGGUGUAUCGUGCCUUCUUCGCAACCAUGGCCGCUAUGGAGUGCGCCCCUGACGCUGCCACGUACAACUGCCUCAUUUGGAUACUCUGCGAUUCCCAGCGGCUGGACGAGGCAUGGGGCGUCCUUGACAGCAUGCUAGAGGUAGGCGUGUGCCCCACCGUCCGCUCCUACACCGCGAUCCUGCACGGGUACUGUAAGCAGGGCAGGGUCCUCGAGGCGGAGAGGUUACUUGAUACCAUGAUUCAAGUCGGAUGCGCACCGGAUGUCAUCUCAUACAGCGUGCUCAUCCAGGGGCUUUGUCGUGUAGGGGAAUUUGGCAAGGUGGAAAGAAUUUUAGGGGAGAGUGAGGCGAAGGGGUGGACGCCGAAUGCUGUCACCUACAAUAUUUACAUGUCUGCCCUGUGCAGAAUGGGUUUCUUGGAUGAGGCAUUCCGGCAAGUAGAUGUUAUGCAUAGCAGAGGAGUGUACAUGACCAUUGAGACAGUGAAUAUUCUAUUCGAUUGCUUGUGCCGUGGCUCGAUGUUUUCAGAAGCAUUGACAUUGCUGGAAUGCAGUGAAGAACUCAACUGGGAUGUUGAUGUGUUCUGCUAUAACACUAUGAUGAGUAGGCUCUGCGACACUGGUGAUAUUGCUAGAGUCCUGAAGCUGUUAGUUGAUCUUGUAAAGAAGGGAAUUGGGCCAGAUAUGUUUAGUUUUACUAUUGCAAUCCGGAGCCUCUGUAGGGCUGGAAAAUUCAAGGUGGCAAAAUGCCUACUGGAUAAUAAGGGAAUUGAAUAUGACGUCGUGGCAUUCAAUACUUUGAUUCAUGGUUUGUGCAUGGCUGGAGAGCUACAUGAAAUGUUGCAAACCUAUAUGGAUAUGACCAGUAGAAAUGUUUUUCCAAACAACUUUACCAUUGGUAUGGUAAUUGACAGUUUCUGCAAAAAUCGAGAAUUUGGUGCAGCAAUCAAAGUUUUUCUUGAAUAUUCAGAAGGAUGUUUAGUUCCUGAUCAUUUUUUUCGCCUGAAUACUUGGUUGGUAAAAGCAAAAGGAUGGGAAUAUUUACUGACCCUGCUCCGCACAAUGCGUUCUAAAGGUCUUGUGCUAGAUGUUUGCUUAUUUAAUUCAUUGGUUAGGAUGUUUUGCUGUGAGGGGUACUGUAAUCGUGAAACUUUUUGUGAAGUUUCUCUUAUACUUGACAGUAUGCUGGAAUGUCUCUCCAGCACACAGCACAAGUCAGCCAGUGGUGUAACUGUAUAAUCAUGCAAAAAUCCAGUUUGUUGUCAACUUCCCUAAGCUCUUCAACUAGCUGUUCAGUAAUACAUUGAACUACUUAAUGGUCUUCACCAGCUUAGGAGGAGCUAAGCUAUGGCUUUAUGUGGCACAACUAUUCAAGCAGUCCAAACAAGAUUAUCGUGAUGAGCCUAAAGCAUGACAUUGCGAUACAGGAUUCUAGUCAUUGGUUUUGCAACUAGUUGCUGUGUAGGUUCUUGACAACAAUUCAAUUGUUACAACUUCAGAAGUCAACUAGGUUAGUAGGACUAAGCUAUGGCUUUAUGUGGCACAUAUUUUCAAGCAGUCCAAACAAGGUUAUCGUGGAGCCUAAAGGUGUGAUGGACUUGUAUGGCCAAGAGGGUUUAAGGAAUUUUCACUGUUUGGGUUAUCAAUGCCUUUCUUAACUCGCCAGAAGCAUUGGCGUACUAUCCUAUGCAAUCCACACAAGCGUACAUCUGUUUGGUUUAGCUUUUUUUUCUGGACAGCUUUUUUGAGAAUCUAGCUGUGGAGAGAAUCUGACUUUAGGGAGAAUCUGAGUAUUGUGUGGAUUGCGUGCGAAGGAAGACGAAGUGGUCCAAAGGGUUUAGGAUCUAGAAAGCAACAGAUUCCUACUAUCGUGACAAUUCGACGAUUUUGUGUUCAUGUUGAUUUUAGACGAUUUUUACAAAAGCGAUUCUUAUAGAAGCUUGCUGAAAAGCUGGGGCGUUUGGCGAUCUGCAGUAGCUUUUGGUGGCCAGAAGCUGGAAAAAGCCCAAACAAACAGGGCCUCCCCCAGUUAAAUGAGCAACUACACUUGACUAUGUGCUGAGACUGCCUGAGAAUUAGCAGAACUCGUCUGCGGGAAUUCCCCGGUGUGGCACCUGCCAUUCGCCUGGACCAGGAAUCAAACGUGAGUGGGCAAGCCUGGCCGCUAAAUCAACUUCUGGCAUCAGAUGAAAACAAGUUGGUGAUAUUCCUUACGUUGCUUGCUAACUUUUUUCUAUAAUCCUUCACUUCAAUAAGUUGUUUAUGCUGCUCUUGUUGUUUUAGUCAGUCUGUUAAAUUUAGGAACAACUUCAUGAUCACAUGAUUUUUCAUCACCAAUUAUACCAUUGUUUUGUUGUUCUUAUACUUCAGAAUUUAAGGCUUAAAAUUCUUACUAUCCA
Zea mays is the source of this 2826-nucleotide messenger RNA. RefSeq names its product pentatricopeptide repeat-containing protein At1g63400. The record is from RefSeq and is a predicted model, not a curated record. The coding region runs from base 38 to 1666 and encodes 542 amino acids. NCBI's taxonomy places the organism in Eukaryota, Viridiplantae, Streptophyta, Magnoliopsida, Poales, Poaceae. Gene Ontology annotation, molecular function: protein binding. The transcript has 5 exons.